Messenger RNA from Macadamia integrifolia, 717 nucleotides. Its product is annotated as glycine-rich cell wall structural protein 1-like. Lineage: Eukaryota; Viridiplantae; Streptophyta; Magnoliopsida; Proteales; Proteaceae. The transcript is spliced from 2 exons. The coding region runs from base 1 to 717 and encodes 238 amino acids. The record is from RefSeq and is a predicted model, not a curated record.
AUGGGGGUCUCUGCAAAACAAGAAUGGGUGUCUCUCUUGUUGUUCUGGCUCAGCAUUGCUUUCAGCUUGUUAGUCGUUAGUCAUUCGGACGGUGAGACUGAUCAGAAGCCCUUCAUGAGUGAUUAUUGUCUACUCAGGGGAUGGCGGGUAUGCGGACGAGGCCUAAGUGGUGGUGGUGGUGACUUUGGAGGUGGAGGAGGUGGCGGUCGUGGUAGUGGAGGUGGAGGUUCUGGGCAUGGAGAUGGUUUUGGAGCUGGAGUUGGUGUAGGAGGUAGCGGUUCCAGCGGAGGAGGUGGUGGUGGUGGUGAAGAAGGUGGUGACAGUGGGGGUGCAGGAGGAGGAGGAGGUGGUGGUGGUGGUGAAGGUGCAGGAGAAGGUGGUUCUGGCCACGGGGAAGGAUUUGGAGCUGGAGCUGGUGCUGGUGUUGGGGGUGGAGCUGGAAACAUAGGAGGUGGUGGAGGUUAUGGUGGCGGCGGUGGUGGAGGUUACGGUGCAGGUCAAGGGUUUGGUCACGGUAGUGGGUACGGUGCCGGUGGUGGUGAAGGUGGAGGAGCUGGUGGCGUUAAUGGAGCUGGCAAUGGAAUUGGUGGAGGCUUUGGUAUUGGAAUGGGGUUCGGUAUAGGGAUGGGUGGUGGUUUUGGUGUUGGAUUUCGCAAUGGCGGUGGCCUCGGUGCUGCUUCUGCAGCUGCUGCUCUUGGUGGUGGUGGAAAACCUUGA